Molecule: messenger RNA, 1775 nt
Organism: Rhododendron vialii
Lineage: Eukaryota; Viridiplantae; Streptophyta; Magnoliopsida; Ericales; Ericaceae
Exons: 9
Coding region: 53-979 (308 amino acids)
Molecular function (GO): S-adenosylmethionine-dependent methyltransferase activity; O-methyltransferase activity
Source: RefSeq, a predicted model, not a curated record
CUUUAAUUCAUGGGCAACACCAGAUGCCCAGUGGUUUUUCCAGUUUCUCCACAUGGUUACUUCGGCUCUUCUUCCCCGUUGGAGCCCUCUGCUGAUCCUCAGCCCUCACUUGUCUCGCCGUAAUCUCCUUCCCAGCGGCAAAUACUCAACUGCCCUCCUCGGAAGAACCUCAGGGAGACUCCUCCAUAUCUCGUCCCCAGUUGCCCCCGCCAGAGGAGGUCGUCAAGUUAGGGCACGCAAUUCGAAUCGUCUCCCUGGAAGCUGCAGCUUCUGCUGCGGGGUUGAAGCGUCGGUUGCGGUGGCCAGUGACGACAACUACGGAAGUAAACAAGUCAUUAGCGUUACACCGCGGCUGUACGAUUAUUUAUUGACCAACGUCAGAGAGCCGGAGAUUCUACGGGAGCUCAGAGAGGAGACUGCCACCAUGCGAGGUAGUCAGAUGCAGGUAUCCCCUGAUCAAGCACAAUUACUUGCAAUGCUUGUCCAGAUUCUUGGGGCAGAAAAGUGCAUCGAAGUUGGUGUUUAUACUGGCUACUCAUCAUUGGCCAUUGCUUUAGUCCUACCUGAAUCAGGCCGUUUAGUUGCUUGUGAAAGAGAUGCAGUAUGUCUGGAGGUUGCGAAACGUUAUUAUGACCGAGCUGGUGUUUCGCACAAGGUAGAUGUGAAACAUGGUCUAGCAGCUGAUGUUUUAAGAUCUAUGAUUCAAUUGGGGGAAACUUGCAGUUAUGACUUUGCAUUUGUUGAUGCUGAGAAGAGAAUGUAUCAAGAAUACUUUGAAUUGCUGCUACAGCUGGUCAGAGUUGGGGGUCUUAUUGUGAUGGACAAUGUCCUGUGGCAUGGAAAAGUUGCCAAUCCAUUGGUAAUGGACUCAAAGACACUCAGUAUUAGAAAUUUCAACAGAAGCGUGAUGGAGGACAAACGUGUAAGCAUCAGCAUGGUACCCAUUGGCGAUGGCAUGACUAUUUGUCGUAAAUUGUGAUUGGGAUGGAAGACAGAUGGCAUAGCUUGAUCAAAUGUCUAUCUAAGAUCUGAGUUUUAGGUUUCACUAGUAUCAAGAGUUGCAUUUUCCCAGGGAGCAAUUAUUUGGAAGGAUUCAUUUUCCAGAAGUGUACAAUCUCAAUUUUUGUGUGCUCCAAACAGAUUAGAGGUUUGUUUUCCUGGCAUGAUGUUUGCAGAUCUAGCCGACAUAUCACAUUGUCCUGUGGGAGGUAUGGUUUAAGGUUUGAGGUCAGUAUUUGAUGUCUAGAUUGUUGUGCAGUACUUUUGAAGCUUGAUCGAAUUUUCAUGUUGAUAUCCACAGGUGUGGAACUUGACACCAAUUGAUUGAAUUACCAAACCAAGAGAAGGAAUUCUCAUCUUCCAUUUUCUCUUGCUGCAAAAACGGAAGCCCAGUUAGGAUGAUAGUACCAGGAUGACAAUGGAAAACUGGAUCAUAUGUUUAGGUACCCAUUAGUAUUUGCAGUUUCUUAUGGGUGUCACAUAUAAUCGAGUCCAUUAAUACCUACCUUUUAAAAGGAAGGGGAUUAUUAGAGUGCGGAUACAAAUGGCCAUCUGCUCUGUUAUGCACUGUUGGGAUUCUCCCCAUAAACAGUUUGAGCUUUCACAUCUGCAAAUUUGCAGGUAGAUGUAUCGUAGUGGAUGUACCUUUUUAACGAGAAUUUGCAGCACAUAUACACUGUUGUUUAUGGGGUUUUGUUGUAUGUGUGCAAAGAUGUUACAAUCACUUGCUAGUUGCUACCAAUGAUGUCAAUGUGAGGUUUUAUGGAUUUUUAGGC